Molecule: messenger RNA, 2450 nt
Organism: Cuscuta europaea
Lineage: Eukaryota; Viridiplantae; Streptophyta; Magnoliopsida; Solanales; Convolvulaceae
Source: the annotation of a GenBank genome assembly
AUUUUGCCUAAAGAAAUUGAUAAAUGAAGACCGACGGUCAAGUUUUUCUGCCUACCUUCUUCGCUUCUCAACUAUUCUAGAGACACCUGAAAGAAAUCAUGCGAACUGUGUGUUGCAAAUUUUGUUGAUUAAGAGACUGAUGUAACUAUGUAAGUUGCGUGUACUCAUCUUCUCUCGCCACUUGACAGAAUUCUCAGAAUUUGACAGACUCGAGCAAUUUUCCCUCUGAAGUAUUGUAGAAUCUAAUCGUAUACACAAGCUGCACAAGUUUUGUUGAUAAAGAUAAUCCUUAUCUCCCCUUUUAUCGCACAAUUUUGCAGGUCUUGCUCAGCUGCUUAAUGCAACCCACGCCCAAGGGCCAAGGCGAUUCUGCCGAUUCAGACCUCCGCAGCUCCGCCGCCUCCGCGUCUCCAGUCGAACCGCACACUGCACACCGCACGCCUGCACGCCGCCGCCUGAAGUCAACCAGCCGCCCGCCUCCCUCACUCCCUCAGACCCUCAAGCUCCCUGCUCGGUUGCUCCCGCCUGGCCGUCUCUGGGCCUCCCUCAGACCAGUCGUCCAGUGGAAUUCCGAUUGGUUACUUCUAUGAUGGAAUUGUUUUCCUUUCAAUCAGCGCCAUGCUCUACUGCUAUAAAUGUUAGAAGUGAAAUGAUCGAUAUGCAUCCAAGUUUUACUCAAUUAAGGAUUCCCACGACUCCAGGGGAAAGUUUCUGCUAUUCUGUAAUAAAACCUCUCCGUUUGAGAUGCUCAUCUUUAGAUAGAUCAAAGAAACACCGUACGUGUCUAUGUAGUGGAAACUGCGAUUCAUAUGUAGUUGAUGGCAUCACCAUGACCACAAAUACUGGAGAGGCAGCACCUAAGAUUUUCAUCCCUGGUUUACCGGAUGAGGCCAAGGGUGAUUAUGCAGCUCCAAUUAGCAGUUCUUUCUGGGAAUGGAAGCCGGAACUGAAUGUUUAUUAUGAGAAAUCUGGGUCUGAAAAUGAAAAUUCUACGCCAGUGCUCUUUCUUCCAGGAUUCGGUGUUGGUUCUUUUCAUUACAGAAAACAACUCAAGGAUCUCGGUUGCGAAUUUAGAGUUUGGGCAUUAGAUUUUUUAGGGCAGGGUAGGUCGUUGCCAAACAAAGACAUGACUUUGCAGUUGAACAGUGUUGUUGAUUCAUCAAAUUCUGUUGGAGAAGAUCUUAUAUGGGGUUUUGGAGAUGAAGCUCAACCUUGGGCAGAAGGGCUGGUUUAUUCUAUGGAUCUAUGGAGAGACCAAGUUCGUUACUUUAUUGAACAGGUUAUUGAAGAGCCGGUUUAUGUUGUAGGAAAUUCGCUAGGGGGGUUUGUUGCACUUUACUUUGCAGCAUGCUACCCUGAAUUGGUAAAAGGUGUUACAUUGCUAAAUGCAACACCUUUUUGGUGUUUUCUGCCUAAUCCUAUUAAAUCUCCAAAACUGUCGAGAAUAUUUCCUUGGACUGGGACGUUUCCUCUUCCGAUGUCUAUUAGAAAUGUCAUGAAGCUUUUAUGGCAGAAAAUCUGUGAUCCUGAAAGUGUAGCAGAGAUUCUUAAGCAGGUUUAUGCAGACCACUCGAUAAACGUGGAUGAGGUGUUUUCAAAUAUAAUUGAAACAACAAAGCAUCCUGCUGCAGCUGCAUCCUUAGCUUCGAUGAUGUUCGCUCCUGGGAGUCAACUAUCAUUUGGAGAAGCUCUCUCUCGGUGUCAAGAAAACAAACUGCCCUUAUGUCUAGUUUAUGGGAAGGAAGAUCCAUGGGUGACUCCAUUCUGGGGGUUUCGCGUCAAGGAGAAAAUGCCUGAAGCUGCAUAUUAUGAGAUUAGCCCUGCAGGCCACUGCCCCCAUGAUGAAGUCCCUGAGGUUGUGAAUUUUCUUUUGAAAGGAUGGAUUAGAAGCCUGGAAUCUAAGGGUUCAGUGGCAUUGCCUCUGCUGGAUAACACAGAGUGUGCUGCCUUUGACACUUCCAAGGAGGUGGAGUUUAUUCGAGGAGGACACAAGAAGGCUGUCAAUGUACAAUUCUAUGGAUCAACAGCUUCACCGUGGGAGAGGUUUCGUUCAUAUGUUGAUUCUCUGUUCAAGAUUAAUGUCCCAAAACUCCUGGGAAGAGCAUAGAAGUUCUUGAUUCAUGUAGUUUUAGUGGUUGGAAAUGCACAGGGCAUACACAUAUAUAAUAUAUGCAGUCUGUAAGCUAGCACUGUUGUAAAGCUGGAAGUGCCAUUUCACUCUUAUAUUCGGUAAAAUUGGGAGUUUCAGUUUAGGUAUGUACAUAUAAAGGGCGUUCUGGUGUGCACAGUCUUCCCACAUAAUAAGGGUCCACCACAGAUCGACCAUUGCAAGUAUUAUUAGCAAACAACUUAUAUAUGCUAGUGGAACUAAGAUGUUUCAAGCAUUGGUGAUUGGUUGUUACUUUCCUUAUUUUCCACCUUUAGAGAUGAUCAGCAAAGGAAAUGGCCAG